AUGACCAGAACACAGAUAUUAACCUUCCCAGCUCUUCUGAUGCUCCUCUACAGUGAUAGCUCAGCUCCUGUUUCUGUGACAACAAGCAAUCCAAAAGUAGAGGUGCAUGAAAACACAAAUGCUGUACUGUCCUGUGAGUUCAGGACAGGGAAAGAAACAAACCCACGUGUUGAAUGGAAGAAGAGAGGCAAAGAUGUCUCGUAUGUUUAUUUUGAUGGCGAAUUUUCAGGUUCAUUUAGGGGCCGUGCAUCUAUCGAUGGUGCAACAGUGACCCUUCGUGGUGUUACACAGAAAGACUCAGGAGUGUAUCACUGUGAAGUCACAGCCCGCCAGGACAAAAUCAAGCUGGGGGAGGCCACCAUCACCCUUAAUGUUUUUGUGCCUCCACAUGCACCGUCAUGUGAGGUCCCAGAGACAGUUAUGAGAGGCUUUUCUGCAGAGCUGCGCUGCAUAGAUAAACUGAGUGUUCCCCCAUCCACCUACAUCUGGUACAAAGACAACAAGCCACUUAAUACUGCCCAUGUCCCUGAAAUCAACUACAGCCUGGACCCCAAAUCAGGGACUCUGAAAUUCAAAAGUGGGUCAGAAUCUGAUGAGGGACAGUAUAGAUGCGAGGCCUCCAAUGGGGUGGGGGCACCAAAAAGCUGUGCAGGCCGACAUAUGCAGAUAACAGAGUUUGAGGUGAACCUAACAUUAGUUAUAGCAGUAGGAGUGGGUGCCAUCUUGCUCAUUCUCUCGUGCUGUCUGGCCAUCUGUUUGUGCUGCAGACGAGGGAGCUGUCGUUACCACAAGAAGAAACGAGAGACAAAACAAAGCCCAGGCGCUACAAACACACGCAAUCCUUUGUGCUUUGAAGAGCUUGCACACAUAUCUGUGAUGAUUGACGAUAGUUUGUAUUAG
Myxocyprinus asiaticus (Chinese sucker) is the source of this 900-nucleotide messenger RNA. RefSeq names its product junctional adhesion molecule 2A-like. NCBI's taxonomy places the organism in Eukaryota, Metazoa, Chordata, Actinopteri, Cypriniformes, Catostomidae. The transcript has 9 exons. The record is from RefSeq and is a predicted model, not a curated record. Bases 1 to 900 code for a protein of 299 amino acids. Gene Ontology annotation, biological process: leukocyte tethering or rolling. Gene Ontology annotation, cellular component: cell surface; protein complex involved in cell adhesion; tight junction.